AGAAGGCGCAGUUUGCGGUACUCCGUGCCGCCACGCAACCGAUCAUGGAUAAAAAGAGACCACUCACUGAACGAGAGCUGCAAGAGAUCGUCGACAAUUUCUCUGAUUUUGAUGAGGAUAUAGUAGACUUUGCAGAUGAAAGCGAAGGAGAAGAAGAAGUUAUUCAGUACAAUGUUUACGACAGCGAAUCUGAGCAAUCUGCCGUUGAGGACUUGGACUAUACACACGAAUUGGAUAAUCAAGGAGAUGAGUUCUUUUACAUUGGAAAGGACGAAGAGAAUGUUUGGAAAAGCACUCCUGUGAGUUUUACCAGUAAAACUAGGUCUAAAAAUAUAAUCAAGAUAUUACCAGGUUCAAAAGGAGCUGCGAAAACUGUGCCAAAUCAUUUAGAGUCAUUUUAUAUAUUUAUUUCCAAUGAGAUGAUUGACAAUAUCGUAACAUGCACAAAUUUAUAUAUAGAUAAUAAAAAACAAAAUUUUGCAAGAGAUAGAGAUUGCAAAAUAACUUCGUCCACGGAGGUCCAGGCAUUAUUCGGCGCGUUAUAUAUAAUUGCAGUAAAGAAAGGAAAUCGUGUAGAUGUGCGAGAACUGUGGAGUACAGAUGGAACUGGAAUGAUUAGACUUCGGGCUGCUUUUAGUUACAGAAGAUUUUUAUUCCUUUUACGUGCUUUACGAUUUGACAAUAUCAACACCAGGAAAGAACGCCAAAAUAUAGAUAAUUUAGCUGCAAUACGGGAUAUUUACUCCGAUUUUGCAAAGAAUUGUAUGAAUAAUUACAUCCCUGGGGAAUUCAUUGCCAUUGAUGAAAUGCUUCAUCCGUUUCGGGGGCGAUGUGGGUUCGUGCAAUAUAUGCCGCAAAAGUCGACAAAAUACGGUAUAAAAAUAUAUGCUUUGUGUGAUAGUCGCACCUAUUAUACUUGGAAUCUUGAGAUUUAUUGUGGGCAACAACGAGAUGGUCCCUUUCAGACAAGUAAUAAGCCAUUCGAUAUAGUUCAAAGGUUGGUAGACCCUUUAAAAAAUUCCAAGAGAAACCUGAGAACAGAUAAUUAUUAUACGAGCUAUCCCCUAGCAAAUUAUCUUUUGCAAAAUGGCCUUACGUUAAUAGGUACAAUAAAGAAAAAUAAAAAGGAAAUACCCCGGAAUUAAUUCCGAAUAAAGCACGAAUAGUUGAUUCUUCAUUAUUCGGAUUUCAGGACGAAAUUAAUUUGGUAUCUUACGUACCCAAAAAGAAUAAGGCUGUGAUAAUUCUUUCUUCUGUUGAUGACAAAGGAGAGGUUGACGAGGCAACAAAUAAGCCAACCAUAAUUUUAGAUUAUAACAGGACGAAGAGUGGUGUCGAUACUGUCGAUCAAAAAUGUGCCUCUUAUACAACCCAGAGAACCACUAGACGAUGCCCCCUUGCAAUAUUUUUCCGCAUUCUUGAUACUACUGGGAUAAACGCUGAAAUUGGAUUCAAUAAUACUAAACCUACAGAAGAGUCUCCUAGAAGACGAAAAUUCUUAAAUGAAUUAGGCGUGUCUCUAAUGGAACAUCAUAUGGCGGAACGAGCGAAAAUAAUUACACUUCCAAAAGACAUUAGAGAAUUUCUUUCGCGAUACCAAACUACUGUUGAUGAGGUACCUGCAAUAAAGCAAAAUGGUAGUGGACGUUGUCAUUUUUGUAGUGCGCAUAAAAAUAAUAAAACUACUGUUAGAUGUGACUCAUGUUAUCAGUUUGUAUGUAAAAGCCAUCGCAAAAAAACAGUUCAAUGUGAUACUUGUUUGUAUACCCCGAUGGAGGAAGACUGAUUUAUUUUAGAAUUAAGUCUCUUGGUGGCUACGUUACCAUUUUCACUUUAAAAAUUCAGUGUUUAUCUUUUAUGUUCGCUAUAGAAUAAUGUUUUAGUUUUGAAUGUUUAAAUAAAUAAGAGCGC
Molecule: messenger RNA, 1911 nt
Organism: Acanthoscelides obtectus
Lineage: Eukaryota; Metazoa; Arthropoda; Insecta; Coleoptera; Chrysomelidae
Source: the annotation of a GenBank genome assembly